CAACGCCAAAGCGAGCUGUCAAGCGCCACAUAAACCUCACUCCUAUCGACGCGGUUUUCAUGAGCAAGCAAAACAAGCUUUCCAUGUUUUAUUUGCGGGUGGUGCCACUGCAGCACAGAGCAACAUCAAGUGCAAUCCCUCAGUGACUGUCCCACAGCUCCCACACUCAAGCCAGUGUUUCAGAUCUGGAGUGUUUGAACAUGAAAGGACAAAGCACAGGCAGCGUCAGGCAGGACCUCUCAGCGCCCCCACUGGUAGGUGUGGAAGGUUUGGAGCCCAGGCCUCUGGACAAGGCCGUGUCCUUCACUGAUGAGGCUGUGUCCAUUCUGACCUCCACUAACCAGCUCACCCGAGCCCUCCUGGGCCGUACCUCUGCUCUCAAACGCAAAGAGCAAUCAGCCAGCACCAGCACUGACAGCACGGCUGGUAGCAGCUGUGACGACGAUGGCAGUGCCUCACGCCGCAAGCGGGAGUUCAUCCCAGAUGAGAAGAAAGACGCAUGCUACUGGGACAAACGGCGCAAAAACAAUGAGGCAGCCAAGCGGUCACGGGAGAAGCGACGUGCCAAUGAUAUGGUGCUGGAGACACGCGUCCUGGGCCUCUUGGAGGAGAACGCCCGGCUGAGGGCUGAGCUGCUGGCCCUUAAGUUGCGCUUUGGCCUGGUAAAGGACCCAUCUGAUGUGACCAUCCUGCCACUCUCUGCACCCUCCUACACCCAGCUGACGCCCCCUACAACACGAUACUACCAGUCCCAAGCUGAUGGCCCAUCAUACCACAGUACGCAGUCCAACAGUAGCACCCACCCUAUUCAGCCUCAGCCUCCGCAGCAAGACACCAUGUAUGGGCUAAGGGGAGCCGGGGGUCCCAUCCAGCCCAGUAUGGCCAGUGUGUCCGAGGACUCGGGCUUCUCCACUCCAGGGAGCUCAAAUGUGGGCAGCCCUGUGUUUUUUGAUGAUGGACUUGGUGAGCCCAACAGACCCUCCCCUAGGCAGGUGGUGGAGGAGCAGCAGGGCUACGAGCCUCAGCACUGCCCCCUGGAGGUCAGUGAGGAGCACUAUGUGGGAAGGCCCGACUCUGGGGAGGGGUUGAGGAGCCUCCCACACAAGCUCCGCUUCAAGGCCCCCAGUGGAGGCAGCGAGGGAGGCGAGGGGUCCCUGUCCCCUGACAGCAGACAUAGAUGCCCACCUGUAGCCACAGUGGGGCCAAACAUCCAGCUGAGGAGCCAGCCGCAGACCACAUGGGACAGCAGGCCGGAGAGUCAGGCUCCUUGGCCGAGGGAGGAGGCCUGUAGUGGGCCUGAGCAGCAAUAUCAGGGCCCCGCUUCAGCGUGCUACAGCUCCUUGCCUCCACAGACCUCCAGAGACACCAAGUGCAUGCCAGAGGGCAACAGCCUCAGAUCCCAGAUCAGCUGUCUCUCUCAAGAGGUGGCUCAGCUCAAGAAACUCUUCUCUCAGCAGCUGCUCUCCAAGCCCGACUCCUCGUGCUUCACUUGCCAACAGUAGAGGAACAGAAAGAGGAGCGACUCCAGACUCAUGCUCAAUGACAGACUCACAUCACACCUUUCAGAAUGAUGCUUAAUGAUACUGUAUCUUAUAGACAGCACACCAGAGCAUGGAAGACUGAUAGGGGGAAAAAACUGCACAAAUACUUACCUCUUAAAAUGUUUUUUAAAAAAUGCAUUGAAGUCGUACAUAUCAUCGUAUCUUCAUGCACUCCAGUCAAAGAUGCUCCUCACGUUUGCAUUUUUUUUUUUUAAAAAUAGCAUGGCUCAUCAGCCUUCCAUAUAAAAUUAGCCUGUUCUCACUAACCAUAUCACUUGCUCAUUAUAACAUUGUUUUUUAAAAUGCUCCACAUUAUGAGUAUGUGCUUACAUACCACACAAUCAUCUCCAAACAAAGCUAUCCAAAUAUAAGGAACUUUAUUGGCCAUAGUGCUUGAAGAAACAAUGAAAGUACCUCUUCAACAUAUGAUUUUAUACCCUAUAAGGUGGUAAUUGAUGACUGUGUUGGCAAGUAUUUUGCAAGAUGUUUUUUGCUCCAUCGGCCUUCCAUAGAAUAGCACCACUGCCUGACGGCUUACAGGCAAACAGCUACCUCUGAAGUGACAUUCAUGAUACACUCACUGUUGGUAUGGUCAGUAGUAAGGUGUGGAACCUGGAUUGCUUUACUUCCCUCACAGCAUGUUUCACUCAAAAAUUUACAUUAGUGACCUAAUGUAACACACCAGCACAGAAAAUACCAACACUUAACUUAAAAUGUUUACUGACUUGACUUCAGAGUGAUUUUUUUUUUUAAAGCAAAUUCAUAACAUGAUCUUUGUUCUUGUAUUCAUCAGUAUUCCCGUUGAUUUUUUAAAGAUGUACAUAUUUGAAUACUUGAACAGGUCAGUUAGAAACACUGGAAGAGCAUAGUACAGACUUUACUGAACCACAAAGCAAAGCAACACACUUGUAUAGUUUGUAACAUCUUCGACUUCCCUCUCCAAUGUUCACCAGUUUCAAAUGUGAUUCCCUGCCUUUGUAUUCUUUAUGCGUUGCUCACUGUAUCUGUUUUAGAAAAUCUUAUGACAGUGAAGCUAAGCAUAGCACUGUGUAUUUAAUCACAGCUCAGAAGCAACCAAUAAAGCAAACUGUACUUGGAAAUAAAUAUAUUUUUUAUAUGA
Messenger RNA from Myripristis murdjan (pinecone soldierfish), 2661 nucleotides. RefSeq names its product nuclear factor, interleukin 3 regulated, member 3 (gene nfil3-3). Gene Ontology annotation, cellular component: nucleus. The coding region runs from base 201 to 1502 and encodes 433 amino acids. Gene Ontology annotation, biological process: circadian rhythm; regulation of DNA-templated transcription. The transcript has 2 exons. Gene Ontology annotation, molecular function: DNA binding; DNA-binding transcription factor activity. The record is from RefSeq and is a predicted model, not a curated record. Lineage: Eukaryota; Metazoa; Chordata; Actinopteri; Holocentriformes; Holocentridae.